AUGUUGAAAAUGUGCAAGAAGACCAAGUUUGAAAUGGAACUUGAGAAAUAUCAGAGCAUCCCGGGGAAAUAUCGUGAGCUUCUGGAUUCCGUCAAUUUGUGGAUGGAUGAGCACGUUGAAGAGCUGAUCAAAUUACUGAAGCUGCAUGUAUCAUACUCCCCUGAUCAGACAAGUUACGAUGAUUUUGAAGCAGGUACAUUUUGUUCUCUGCGAGAUUUACCUGGAUUUCUCUUCACAGCCGUUGUUUCGAUGAGCUUCCCAUUUACUAAACUAGAAAUUCGCAUAAUCAUGCGUUUGUUUGAUCAUGACCGCGAUGGGAUGAUUCGAUUUGAUGACCUGAACACGCGCUUGAGCUACCUC
Messenger RNA from Opisthorchis viverrini, 360 nucleotides. RefSeq lists its product as hypothetical. The transcript has a single exon. The record is from RefSeq and is a predicted model, not a curated record. NCBI's taxonomy places the organism in Eukaryota, Metazoa, Platyhelminthes, Trematoda, Opisthorchiida, Opisthorchiidae. The annotation marks the transcript as partial. Gene Ontology annotation, molecular function: calcium ion binding.